Molecule: messenger RNA, 1456 nt
Organism: Rana temporaria (common frog)
Lineage: Eukaryota; Metazoa; Chordata; Amphibia; Anura; Ranidae
Product: keratin, type I cytoskeletal 18-like
Exons: 9
Coding region: 110-1324 (404 amino acids)
Molecular function (GO): structural molecule activity
Source: RefSeq, a predicted model, not a curated record
CUGUGGGUGUGUGAGAUCCCCUCCCUUGGGCUCCAUAUAAGCUUCCCAGGAGAGGUAACACUCCAUUGCAUUGACUGCUCUUCCAGGAUCCGCUUGCACCAAGUCUCCCAUGGCUUCCCUGGUCUCCCCCCGUGGAGGUUCCUCCAAGCUCAGGUUCUCCUCGGCCAGCAGCGUAUCCUACGACGGGAAACCCUGGGCUGUCUCUUCGACAUCGGCGCUCAACUCCGCGCUGUCCAACGGGUCCAACGAGAAGGAUGUGAUGCAGAAUCUGAACAAUCGUCUGGCCAGCUAUCUAGAGAAGGUGGCCUCUUUGGAGGAGUCUAACCAGCAACUCGAAUUUCAGAUACGAGAGAAAUUAUCAACCAACGGUUUCGUGAAAAGAGACUACACAGACCAAUACAACCUGAUCCAUCUCCUCAGGAAACAGAUUGCAGAUUCGAUACUUGAAAACACACGUCUACUGUUGGGUAUCGACAACACCAAACUGGCCAUAGAUGACUUCCAGGAAAAGUGGAACACGGAAUCUGCACUGCGCCAGUCUGUGGAAAAGGACGCCAAUGAUUUACGGAAAGCUAAGGAAAUGAAUGAAGCCCUCAAUGAAAGCCUGAGAGCCGAUCUUGACAGUCUACAGAACGAGCUGUUGACCUUAAAGGCUGACCAUGAGCAGGAACUUGCAGCUGUCAAAGAGACAAUGGCACAUUCGAAGGUAGACGUGGCCGUGGAUGCUGCUCAGGGACCCGACUUGCAGACCAUAUUGUCGGAAGUUCGUGCACAAUAUGAAGACAUCAUGAGAAAAAAUAAGGAGGAUGCAGAUGCCCUAUUCCAGACACAGUAUGAAGCGAUGAGCUUACAGUUGGCAAAGGAAGACGAAGAUACCAGAAGGGCGCAAGACGAAUUGCGAGAGAGGAGAACUGUGUUGCAGGCGCUGCAGCUGGAGCUGGAGACGGCGGGGAACCAGGUCAACGCCUUGAGACGAGACCUUCAGGAGACGGAGCUCCGCUACAAGAAGGAACUGGAGCGUCUUCAGGGGGACAUCGGCGUCGUAGAACAAGACCUCUCCGAGGUCCUCCGCGCCGUGCAGAACAACAAGCUGGAGUAUGAAGCCCUGUGGAGGAUUAAAGAGACCCUGGAAGCCGAAAUUGCUGAGUAUCGGCGUCUGCUGGAAGGAGAACCACCAGAGAAGAUCAUAAUCCCUGAACCAAAACAACCUGACAUUCGAACCAAGAAGAUUGUAAAGAUCGUCACGCAGACGCUGGUGGACGGGAAAAUUGUUGGCGAAUCCAGCGAGGUCGAAGAGUUCGAGAAUGCCGAGAAACCAAAUUAGCCAAUCCAGUCACCGCCUGAGCCGCCUGCUUAAUAAUCGCGUCACAAAGUCACCCUGAGAGUCUCUCGGAGAGCUCGGCCAUUACUCGGGUUCUUGGAUUGGACGGCGUAGAGCAAAAUGGCCGUUUUUUUU